AUGGUUUUGGCUGAUUUGGGGAAGCGGAUUAACUCUGCUGUGAAUAAUGCAAUUUCCAAUACACAGGAUGACUUUGCUACAUCCGUAGAUGUAAUGUUAAAGGGCAUCGUAACUGCGUUGUUAGAAUCGGAUGUUAAUAUUGCCCUGGUUUCUAAAUUACGAAAUAAUAUAAGGUCACAACUGCUGAGUGAAAACCGUAGUGAGAAGUCUACAACCAACGCACAAACUAAGAAGCUUAUUCAGAAAACGGUGUUUGAUGAACUAUGUAAGCUGGUCACCUGCGAAGGUAGUGAAGAGAAGGCCUUUGUGCCCAAGAAAAGAAAGACAAACAUUAUAAUGUUUGUCGGGCUGCAAGGUUCAGGUAAGACUACUUCCUGUACAAAGUUAGCGGUUUACUACUCGAAGAGAGGUUUUAAAGUGGGUUUGGUAUGUGCGGAUACUUUCCGUGCUGGUGCAUUUGACCAAUUGAAACAAAAUGCCAUAAGAGCGAGAAUUCCAUUCUAUGGGUCAUAUACGGAAACUGAUCCUGCUAAAGUCGCAGAAGAAGGUAUUAACAAAUUUAAGAAAGAAAAGUUUGAUAUUAUUAUUGUCGAUACUUCGGGUAGGCAUCAUCAAGAAGAAGAGUUGUUCCAAGAAAUGAUUGAGAUAUCUAAUGUCAUCAAACCUAACCAGACUAUUAUGGUUCUGGAUGCUUCUAUCGGUCAAGCUGCAGAGCAACAAUCCAAGGCUUUCAAAGAAUCAUCUGAUUUUGGUGCCAUUAUAUUAACUAAGAUGGACGGACAUGCUAGAGGAGGUGGGGCAAUCUCGGCUGUAGCAGCUACGAACACUCCGAUUAUCUUUAUUGGUACUGGUGAGCAUAUUCAUGAUUUGGAAAAGUUCUCUCCCAAAUCAUUCAUAUCCAAACUGCUGGGUAUCGGUGAUAUAGAAAGUCUUUUUGAACAAUUACAAACCGUUUCUAACAAGGAAGAUGCAAAAGCUACAAUGGAAAACAUUCAAAAGGGUAAGUUCACCUUGCUAGAUUUCAAGAAGCAAAUGCAAACAAUAAUGAAAAUGGGCCCAUUAUCAAAUAUAGCGCAGAUGAUUCCUGGUAUGAGUAAUAUGAUGAAUCAAGUUGGGGAGGAGGAAACGUCCCAAAAGAUGAAGAAAAUGGUUUACGUCUUGGAUUCCAUGACCAGAGAAGAACUAGAAUCUGAUGGUAGAAUGUUCAUCGAACAGCCUACAAGAAUGGUUCGUGUAGCUAAGGGUUCAGGUACUUCUGUAUUCGAAGUAGAAAUGAUAUUGAUGCAACAGCAAAUGAUGGCGAGAAUGGCACAAACCGCAACACAACAACAACCAGGCGCCCCUGGAGCCAAUGCUAGGAUGCCCGGUAUGCCAAAUAUGCCUGGUAUGCCCGGUAUGCCCGGUAUGCCCAAUAUGCCUGGUAUGCCAAAAGUGACUCCACAAAUGAUGCAGCAAGCACAACAAAAACUGAAACAAAACCCAGGUCUAAUGCAAAAUAUGAUGAACAUGUUUGGUGGUGGUGGAAUGGGUGGUGGAAUGGGCGGAGGAAUGCCUGAUAUGAACGAAAUGAUGAAAAUGAUGCAAGAUCCACAAAUGCAACAAAUGGCAAAGCAAUUCGGUAUGGGUUAA
Molecule: messenger RNA, 1629 nt
Organism: Saccharomyces paradoxus
Lineage: Eukaryota; Fungi; Ascomycota; Saccharomycetes; Saccharomycetales; Saccharomycetaceae
Gene: SRP54
Product: RNA-binding signal recognition particle subunit SRP54
Exons: 1
Coding region: 1-1629 (542 amino acids)
Biological process (GO): SRP-dependent cotranslational protein targeting to membrane, translocation; SRP-dependent cotranslational protein targeting to membrane
Cellular component (GO): signal recognition particle, endoplasmic reticulum targeting; cytosol
Molecular function (GO): endoplasmic reticulum signal sequence receptor activity; GTP binding; 7S RNA binding
Source: RefSeq, a predicted model, not a curated record